Messenger RNA from Centropristis striata (black sea bass), 4183 nucleotides. It is a transcript of the gene st6galnac5a, whose product is annotated as ST6 (alpha-N-acetyl-neuraminyl-2,3-beta-galactosyl-1,3)-N-acetylgalactosaminide alpha-2,6-sialyltransferase 5a. The coding region runs from base 63 to 1067 and encodes 334 amino acids. Gene Ontology annotation, biological process: ganglioside biosynthetic process; oligosaccharide metabolic process. The record is from RefSeq and is a predicted model, not a curated record. NCBI's taxonomy places the organism in Eukaryota, Metazoa, Chordata, Actinopteri, Perciformes, Serranidae. The transcript is spliced from 5 exons. Gene Ontology annotation, molecular function: alpha-N-acetylgalactosaminide alpha-2,6-sialyltransferase activity.
GAUGCCGCUGGACGAUGAGAGAAAGUGGAGCCAGACGCUCUGAGCUGCAGCGAUAAGACAAAAUGAAGACACCUAUGCGCCAUGGGAUAGCCGUGCUCCUCGUGCUCCUCCUGUGCGCCAGCUUGUUCCUCGUGUACAACGGCAGCUUCACCGGCGCUUCCAGGGACACUAACGACACGCGCAUCCGGCAGAAUGAGCAGCUGCGGCGGCCCACUGAAGCCUCGGUCAGGGUGGCCAAGCCUCACCCCCCGGUCCUCCAGGGAUACAGUGGCAUCAUCGACCAUAAGCCUCCCAGGAUGCACUGCCAGACCUGCGCCCUGGUGACCAGCUCAGGUCACCUCAUCGGAGGAGGCCGGGGCGAAGAGAUCGACCAGGCCGAGUGCGUCAUCCGCAUGAACGAUGCCCCGACCUCCAGAGGCUACGCCCGGGACGUCGGCCGCCGCACCUCCCUGCGCGUCAUCGCUCACUCCAGCAUGCAGAGGGUCCUGCGGAGUCGCCACGAGCUGCUCAACGCCAGCCAGGACACGGUGUUCAUCUUCUGGGGCCCCAGCAGCUACAUGAGGCGGGACGGGAAGGGCCUGGUGUACAACAACCUGAGACUGAUGAACCAGGUGCUGCCCAAACUCAAAGUCUACAUCAUCUCCUGGCAGAAGAUGCUGCAGUUUGAUGAGCUCUUCAAGAAGGAGACCGGCAAGGACAGAAGGAUAUCAAACUCCUGGCUGAGUACCGGCUGGUUCACUAUGACCAUCGCCCUGGAGCUGUGCGAUAGGAUCAAUGUCUACGGCAUGGUUGCCCCUGACUUCUGCAGGGAGCCUCAGCACCACUCCGUCCCUUACCACUACUACGAGCCACGUGGUCCAGACGAGUGCGCCAUGUACAUUUCUCAUGAGCGCGGGCGGCGGGGCAGCCACCACCGCUUCAUCACGGAGAAGCGGGUCUUCGCUAACUGGGCUCGGACUUUUGACAUCCACUUCUACCAGCCGGACUGGAGCCCCCCGCCUCUCCCAGCCAACCGGACGCUGGAGGGGACGGUCACAGCGGCGCCACUGGUGCCCCAGAAGACGUGACCUGUAUUGUGGUGAAGAAAAAUACUUAGGGAUUCAUCCAAGAAAGACUUAAGAUAGGGGAACAUUUGCAUUGAGGCCAGCUGGACCUUAAACGGAGAGGAUAAAACAUAACAAGACGAAUACAUGAAGACUGAGUCUUGUUGAUCCUGCUGGACAUUUGUUCUGAACAUUUCUCCAGCUCCAGCAGUGUGUUCUGUUUACUGAGGUGAACCAGUUCAAAGUUGUACAUCACUUGUACAACCUUGUACAGUUUAUACAAGGCGGCAACAUCAUUACACACUCCACUCUCAAUGCAUGCAUGCACUGUUUCAUACUGUGGCUCCUUCUUGUCUUUGUGUGAGUGUGUGUACCCUGAGGAUACAAAACUUGAGUUUUAGCUCUCCACAAAGCUGGACGAAGGAUCUAUGCAGGAUUCACUGCUUACAGGUCACUGAAAGAAAAGCACCAUAACAAUGCCCGUACCUAACAAUACAGUGCUGGAGAGAGAGCUGUGUACUAAGCUGGAGGCUGAAUACUAAUAAUAGUGUAGUUAAAUUUGGCUGUUUGAAGUGUGAAUCAUCACUAUUCAGAUUCAUACUCAUCUGCAGUUUUCAAAGAUUGAGGAGGUCAAGUCAGAUGAGAUUCUUAAGAUCCCUCUGUCGCGCAACAAAGACUUCUUAAAAGCAGGUAUGAAACACUUCCCUGACUUUCAUUUCUACUGCCUGUCAGAUGUGUGCAUUGUAAGCUCACCCCAGUCACACUUUGCAAUUCAGCUCUUCCCAGCUAAAUGACAAGUGUGUAACAUUAACUGGGAGGUUUUUAUCUCAUGUGUGUGCACCUGCUCGGCCCCGUUCGUAAGUAUCAUAAGGCUUUGUCGGCUCUGUCACCACUUAAUAGCGCGAUUUAUAUAGCUACAAGCAGGAUUUCCAUGUAAAUGCACAGCCAUGUCACACAAGACAAGUGGGAGAUUAAAAUCGAAAGCAGGGAUGCAGCAGCGCCAUCCAUCCUACUAUACAGUAUUCAUCUGCUGCCGCUGCCUGAAUCGCCUCGCAGGAGAAUUACACCGUUUUUUUGUUAAACUGAUGAGUAUGUGAUCUGUCAGUCUUCUCCUCUCUCGCUCUCGAUCGUGUUUUAUGUGCACUCUCCUCUCAUUUGAUGGAGUAUAUGCUGCUUGUAGACUGCCCCUUCUUUUCUCCGAGAUCCUCUAUUUUUCCCUCUUCUCACUCUCUAUCAUGAAUAAGAAUCAGGUGUCGGUCUGUGGAAAGUGUUGAGACGUGUGGUUAUCUUAGCGAUACAUCCUGGUGCUAAGUCUUUAUUGAUUUUGCCCUCAUCACUGCAAUGUGAGUAAUGAGAGGAGGGAUGCAGCGGGUCAGAUACAAAGGUGCUCACACCACGAGGACAUGUUUGACAACACGUUUCCUCGGGGGAGACGAGGACGAGAUUACUUUUCAUACAUCACAAACAGCUGCAGGAGUGAUGCUACUGUACUGAGAGUCCUGCUGCUGACUUUGUGCUGUAACAAAGAUAUGCGUUGGUUUUCUAGACACUCAAAUGGCUGUGCACAACAGUCAUAUUUUUGAGUCAUAGUAUGUAAUUUGGGGCUGUGACGACUGGCUAUUUUCACUUUAGAUUAAUUGUUCGGCCUAUAAAAGAGUGAACAUUGUCAAUCAUAAGUUCCCAGAGUCGAGGGUAACAUUUACUCAAUACAAACAACAGUUCAAAACCCAAAGAUAUUCAACUGGCAGUGAUAAAAAAAACCAGAGAAAAGCAGAAAUCCUCACAUUUGACAAGGUGAAAUCUGUGGAAUAUUUUAAAUGUUUGCUUCAUGAAUACUUAAGGGAAUAGUUUGACAUUUUGCAAAAUAUAAUAAUUUCUUGCAGCGGGAGAGAAAGCUGAAAGGCUUGAUGCAUCUCUCGUGUCUGGAGCCAGCAGCUGGUUAGCUUAGCAUAAAGUAGAAACUGAAAUGUAAAAGACAAUUUGCUUUUUUACUGGAGGCUAUGCACCGAACUGUGCAUGUUCCUGUGUGCCAGCCAAGAAAUAUUACAGCACAUGACCCGACAUAAAACGUCAAGUUGUCAUUUUUACUCUUACAUUAGUUUUUGUAGGGAUAAAAAAAGAAAUCAAGAGUGAGCUGGUUGGUGGAUUGUGCUACAUUUGGACAAUGGGGGAAUAUAAUUAAGUACUUUUACAAAAGUACAUAACAUAAGUAAAUCUGACACACUGCAUUUCAGAGGAAUUAUUGUUCUUUUUACUCCACUACAUUUAUUUGAUGUUUAUCGUUAUUUUCUUCAUACAAAAGUUGUAUAAAAUUGGCUUCACACUGAUUAACUACAAUCUUAAAAUGUAACGCUUUGAAAGAUGUUAUUUUGUAGAAUGAGAAUGUUUUCUUUUGGUACUUAAAAGCUGCAGUGUGUGACUUUUACACAUAAAUAAACAUUUGUUGCAUUUAAGCCUGUUGCCACCAGAGGCAGCUCGUUGUGCUGUCUGGUGUCUCGGGAGACAUUUUUAGAAAAACUGCUGUACAGACAAUUUCACUUUUACAUUAACAUUAACAGCCCAAAUGUGUCCCUGUUUUUUUUUUGUUGUUGUUGGUUUUUUGCAAUUUUUGUGAAUGUCAUGAAAUCAGCCGACAGGAAGUGAACAUGGACCUAAGCUGUUGGCUAGUAAUUCAAUUAUAGUGAAACUGGGUCAAAAUUAUAUGUAAAAGUUUCGUACUCUCGUAUCUUUAAGUACAUUUAGCUUAUAAGGUACUUUUAACAUCUUGAAUUGAGGAUUUUUACUUGUAAUUGUGUAUUUUACGACUAUGGUAUUCAUACUUUCACUGCCUAUGGGCAGUCUGAAGUUUGCUGUCUUUCCCCAUUUUCUGUCUUUAUGCUAAGCUAAGCUAAGCUAACUGGCUGCUAACUCAAGCCACAUAUUUACUGUACAGACAUGAGUGGUAUCAAUCUGAAUUUCUGCAAGAAAUCACUUUUUCCAAAACAUCAAACUAUUCCUUUAAAUGAAUAAUCAGUUGUUGCCUAUUCAUUUCCUGUUGCUGGACUAAUUGAAUCAUUUCAGCUCUGAUGUUGUUGAUCUGUUUUCUUUUUGCACAUGAUGGAAACGUAUCAUUCCACUCAAUAAAGUACUUUUAUCAGUAA